Molecule: messenger RNA, 1212 nt
Organism: Symbiodinium natans
Lineage: Eukaryota; Dinophyceae; Suessiales; Symbiodiniaceae
Source: the annotation of a GenBank genome assembly
AUGCUUGGUGAGGUCGCGGAGCCUCACCAGUGGAAAUACGAACGGCAGCCUAUACCGGUCGAGCACAUUCGCUGGAGCCAGGAGACCAUCGGCAUCCGAUUUCGAGAUGGGACCUUGCUCUUCGACACGCUCCAGCAAAUGCUGGCGGGCAAGAUCAAGCCAGAUGUCCUUCCCACCUUCCGCGUCGUGCUGUACGAGGAUCUCCUCUACGCAGUCACGGGCAACCGGCGCCUGUGGGUACUCAAGGCGUAUCAACGCCUCUCAGGUCGACCUGUGCGCGUAAUAGCCGAGUGCCACCCACCAGCAGCUAUGAAGACGCAGUGGUGCAAGCGGCGGUAUUCGACGUCAACCCAAGGUGAGUCGGUCCGCUUUGUCUGCAAGAGUUUCGCAGACUGUACCUAUGCGGAGAUGCAGGAGGCCCUCUGGGCAGCGAAUCAGCGGAAACACGCUCAAACGCUGGCGAUGCUGGAGGCCGAGGUGGGCCCAGAGAAGCAGGCUGAGGAGGCGGCUCUUGAGGCCCAGAGGGCGUCGGAGCUUGCACAGGCCCAGGCGCUCCUGAGGUCCCUGGAUGCUUUCGAAGAUGGUCCGGAAGACUGCUGGCAGGGGGACGCGACCGAGACGGCACAUGACCCGGGUCAAGGUGGCAGCACGUCGUCUGUCGACAACGACACGGCUACAACAGAGCUGCCACAGGAGGGGGAGCGAGAGACGCCCUUGGAAGUGUUUCCAGCCACAGACGAUGAGGAGGAGGUAGAUGACGCGGCGCGGAAGGCACUGAACUCUCUAAUGGGUGUCCCGGACCAGAGCAGCAACAGCUACGUGCCCGUCGGCCUGCACGUGGCAGCGCAGCAGCUCCUCGCAGACCCAUCCAGCACCGGACCUCUGUACCCGGGAGCGGCAGGGUACCCACCGGACCUGACGCCUGAAGGUUGGGUGGACUGCGCGAUGGGGGCGUGGCAGACCACACUGAUGCAGGAUGGCGCUUUCGAUUUCCCCGGCUACUUUGAGCCAGACUGGUCGCUGAUAUCACAAACGUGGGAGUAUGCUUCGGAGGAAGCCCCGCCGGCUGCCGCCUCCAUGCCCACAGCGAUGCAGGGCAUCCAGGCAGUUCCGUUUCAGGUCUGGCAGAUGCAUUUGGCGGGACAGCUUUCCGGACUCGGCUUCCUGAUCGAUCCGAGCCAGGCGUCUGGAGGUGCUCGUUUCGCGAAUUGA